This is a messenger RNA of Pyricularia oryzae 70-15, 855 nucleotides long. RefSeq lists its product as uncharacterized. The transcript has 4 exons. Bases 89 to 778 code for a protein of 229 amino acids. The record is from RefSeq and is a predicted model, not a curated record. NCBI's taxonomy places the organism in Eukaryota, Fungi, Ascomycota, Sordariomycetes, Magnaporthales, Pyriculariaceae.
CUCAUUUAUUCCACUAUUGCAGCAUCGUGUUGUUUUUUCGGACGAGAACCUUUUCGCCGCGACAAUUAUUCUCCAAAUAUUGGAGGAAAUGGAAGUAAGAAACAUGGGUGUCGAUACCAAGAGCUACCUCCUCAGCAUUUACCAGUUUGUUAGCCAUGGCGGUCGCUAUAUUAAACCCCGCAGUCUUUCCGCUGCAGCCUUUUGGGCCGGACUCAGGCAGGAUAUCUACAGUGCCGCUAUGGGCAACCAACCUGUCCGUGUUAAUAUAGAGACCCCCAUCGUCGACAGGUCCUUGGAGCCCACAGACGACGAUGCCGCCUGGGCCAACCGUGCAGUCGCACACUGUGCCGACGUGUUGAACUUUUGCUUCGGUCAAAAUCACGAUGUUUCCCCAAGCUUUGGGUCGACAAGCGGCACAUUCUCAACGACUGAGAGAUGGCGCAGGCUGAGGGAAUGGGGGCGAGCCUGGCAGAUGUUUCUCCCCAAAUCUUUUGUGCCAAUACUGGACAGGAAACGGUCUGAAAAGGAAGCGUUUCCCGAGCAUCACAUUCAACACCUGGUCCGUUGUUUAUGUGGAAUUGGAGUUCAUAACAAGUGGUCACCACCAGCACUGUUCACUGCUUGCAUCGGGGUAGCGGCUUCUAAUACUUUUGUGGGGAUUACUUUACAGUCGGUGACCUAUUCGAGAACCGAAAAGAUCAGGAAGCACUUUUGGACAUACUUUGCCGUACUUCACGAGACCAUGCGUGGCCGACUGAAUCCGUCCAGAAACAGAUGAUGGAAUCGUGGAGAUGGCCUGCAAACGCAAACGCAAACUGAAGAUUGGUAAGCUGUCGAAUAAGCAAUUGGAGUUGC